AGUUUGCAGUUAAAAAUGAUUAUUGUGAUAAAAUACACAAACACCAGCAUUUUAUUUAGAGAUGCAAUACAGGUUAGGACCAAUGACUAUUAUGAUUCAUGUAGGAGGUAUUUUCACCAACCUGGCAACCCUGAUCUCAGCAGGCCAACAGUCGCUUCCUGCGCUUCAGUGGAAACACACAGCACAGACAAAAUGUUGGUCCUUGUAUUAGGUGACCUGCACAUUCCUCACCGAUGCAACACUCUACCAGCAAAGUUUAAGAAGCUGCUGGUGCCAGGCAAGAUUCAGCACAUUCUUUGCACGGGCAACCUCUGUACGAAGGAGAGCUACGACUACCUGAAGACACUGGCUGGAGAUGUGCACAUCGUCAGAGGAGACUUUGAUGAGAAUCUGAAUUACCCCGAGCAGAAGGUGGUGACUGUGGGCCAGUUUAAGAUCGGGCUGAUCCACGGGCACCAGGUGAUCCCAUGGGGCGACAUGGCCAGCCUCGCACUUCUCCAGAGGCAGCUGGAUGUGGAUAUUCUCAUCUCAGGCCACACACACAAGUUUGAGGCCUUCGAGAACGAGAACAAAUUUUACAUCAACCCCGGUUCAGCCACAGGGGCUUACAAUGCACUGGAGAGCAACAUCAUACCAUCCUUUGUUCUGAUGGACAUCCAAGCGUCUACGGUUGUCACGUACGUUUACCAGCUCAUCGGUGAUGACGUUAAAGUUGAGAGAAUCGAAUACAAGAAGUCGUAAAGACCAUCAAGGAAAAUUGGUUGUCCUCUUCUAAGAUGUUUCCUCUUAUUCCCUCCUCGACUACAGCCCGGAGUCUCGGCCUAUUGCAGAUGCUGUACAUUAACGCUCAGAUAUUUUACUGAAGUGUACAACAUUGUUUAUAUGUCAUCAGCAAUCGCUUGUGUUCUCUUUAUCAGCAAAAUGUUAAGAAUGCAAUAAUGUUGUAUUAUUUGCAUAAUGUUAGUGACUAAUCGCUCCAUGUUUUAUGUUAAAGAUAUGUCAUAUUGACUCUUCAAAGCUAUUAUUAUCAAUUCCAAGGCCUUGAUACAAACCCUGUGAAAUAUUUCAUACAAUAAAAAAAAACAUGUGGUGUAUUAGUCUUGA
Molecule: messenger RNA, 1104 nt
Organism: Pangasianodon hypophthalmus (striped catfish)
Lineage: Eukaryota; Metazoa; Chordata; Actinopteri; Siluriformes; Pangasiidae
Gene: vps29
Product: VPS29 retromer complex component
Exons: 4
Coding region: 16-741 (241 amino acids)
Biological process (GO): intracellular protein transport; retrograde transport, endosome to Golgi
Cellular component (GO): endosome; retromer complex
Source: RefSeq, a predicted model, not a curated record